UUUGAGGCCGAUCUAGGACACUUCAUCGGCAUUCCAAAAGCAUAUUUUGAUGCCGUUAGGCAGAGGGAUCCCAUCGAUUCGAAAGACUUUACUGAAAGCAUCAUCUUCAAAAGCUCAGUGGAGAUGUUCGAACAAUUAAGGACGCCACAUAUGAAACCCACCAACCCACCGAUAUCUCUCAAAUCGUGUGAAGUGCGCGUCCAUGAGCGAUCCUUUGAUGAAGCUUGGUGCUCUAUCAGAAGGACGGUGAUUACCCCCUCGGUGGCUGAACGAAAUCCGCGAUGUAUCGAAUUCUUCAUGCCACUCAGCAAGUACUUCUUAAGUGGUCUGAUACCUGUCAAGAACGGUCAGACAAAACGGAUGGCAAUUACAAUACCCUCCAUUCAUAUGUCUAUGAUGUAUGAUGGAAACGCACCGAAUAUUGAGGCUGGCCUGCAUUUCCGCACCCAACAAAAUGCGGCAGAAUUUGAGAAGGCUGUCAUUGAGUUGAACUGUCGGUCGGAUUUUGCUUGGUCAGAGCCGAGCUAUUCAGGUCGAAUGUAUGAUGUUGUCGAUACCGGAACGGAACAUAAACAGUACAAGGCAAUUGUCCUCUGUCAUGAGCGAUCAUCUCGGCGAUACUCAGAUAUCUACUAUCUCUAUCGCGACGCCGACUUUACCUACGAUCACCGUUCUCUCGACGUUCAUUUUCCCCAGAUAUCCUUCACAGACUACAUUUCCACCCACGUGGACCAACUCUACAGAGCCCAUGCUCCGGUCGGAUUCUCGCACUGCGACAAAAAGACUAGGCUCGACAGUCAUAGAAUUCAACAACGAUUCAGCAUCACGAUCAUUCAUCAGUGCAUUAUCCCCUCACAUCUUUCUCUUCGGCAGGUCGGAAAAUCAGGCAAAGGCGCUGCAGACCUCCAGCUUGGUGCCGAGGGGAUCGAUACCAGCUCGCUGCACGCUGGGGUGAUUCCAUGUCAGAAAGGUGAUUAA
Molecule: messenger RNA, 978 nt
Organism: Penicillium subrubescens
Lineage: Eukaryota; Fungi; Ascomycota; Eurotiomycetes; Eurotiales; Aspergillaceae
Exons: 3
Source: RefSeq, a predicted model, not a curated record